Molecule: messenger RNA, 3663 nt
Organism: Microcebus murinus (gray mouse lemur)
Lineage: Eukaryota; Metazoa; Chordata; Mammalia; Primates; Cheirogaleidae
Source: RefSeq, a predicted model, not a curated record
GGCUGGGGGACCAGCUCAAGGCACCAGGAGCAGGAGGGGUUUUCCUCCGUCCCCAGAUUCCACUGUGGCUUGUCCCCUUCGUCCUGUGCCGAUUCCCAACCAUAGUUCCGGGGAGGGUGACGACGCAGUCCCCCUUCAGCCCCUCCAAUAUUGGCCCUUUUCCACAGCAGACCUCUACAAUUGGAAAACCAACCACCCACCUUUCUCUGAAGACCCCCAGCGUCUGACUGGGCUGGUCGAGUCUCUAAUGUUUUCCCACCAGCCCACUUGGGACGACUGUCAGCAGUUGCUCCAGACCCUUUUCACCACAGAGGAACGGGAACGAAUCAUCUUGGAAGCACGGAAGAAUGUUCCCGGACCUGAUGGACGCCCUACUCAGCUCCCUCCCGUCGUCCCCGCGGCCUCCGGCGGUGGGGGCGCGCCCUCCUCCCAGCUCCCCGGCCCGCCCCCGGGGUCCCCGUGGCCCGCUGCGUAGCGCGUCCUGAGCCUGGUGCGGGGCCUGGUCGGCGCGGUUAGCCGUGUCUCCGCCGUCUCCCCCCGCCGUCCCCGGGGUCACGGUGCAGUCGAGCGGCGGCGGUUCUCUCGCUGCCGCCGGACCCCGGUCGGCGCCUCGCCAGUCUGUGCUCCCCCCCUUGAUGGAUGCCGCUUUUCCUAUGACUCGGCCUGGCUGGGACUUCAAUACGGCAGAAGGUAGGGAGCGACUGACCGUCUAUCGCCAGACUCUAGUGGCAGGCCUCAGAGGGGCGGCACGACGCCCCACCAAUUUGGCUAAGGUAAGAGAAGUCCUUCAAGGACCAACUGAGCCCCCGUCCGUCUUCCUUGAAAGACUGAUGGAGGCAUUCAGACGGUAUACCCCCUUCGAUCCAACCUCUGAAGGACAAAGGGCCUCGGUAGCCAUGGCCUUCAUAGGCCAGUCGGCCCUAGACAUUAAAAGGGAAGCUUCAGAGGUUGGAGGGGUUGCAGGAUUUUACUCUACUAGAGUUAGUUAAAGAAGCAGAGAAAGUAUAUCAUAAAAGGGAAACAGAAGAGGAGAAGGAGCAGAGGAGGGAAAGAGAGAGAGAAGCAAGGAAAGAUAAGAGGGAAAAGAGACAGGAAAAAAGAUUAACACGUAUCUUGGCCGCAGCUGUAGGUGAUAAUAGGCCAGCGCCAGUGCAUAAGAAUAAAAAGCCGGGGAACUCGAGUGCCAGGCCGCCGUUGAGACCAACUCAAUGUGCUUUUUGCAAGGAAGAUGGACAUUGGAAAAAAGACUGUCCUAAGCUACAGAAUAAAGUACAGAACAGAGUACUGGCCCUCCAAGAGGACAGUGAGUGAGAUAGUCGGGACUCGGCCCCCCUCCCCGAGCCCAAGAAAAAGGGGGUCAGAGGUGGCUCACAGAGGCCCGCAAAAACACGGUCACUCAGAUUCCGAGGCCCCGCUCCCCCCCGAGAAUGAGAAGAAGGGGGUUGCUCGGGGAGUAUUGACUCAGACCCUGGGGCCUUGAAAAAGACCAGUAGCUUACCUGUCCAAGAAAUUAGACCCAGUGGCUAGGGGAUGGCCACCUUGUUUAAGGGCCAUAGCAGCCACUGCCCUGUUUGUAAAAGAUGCAGACAAACUUACUCUGGGGCAAAAGCUAACAGUUAUAGCCUCCCAUGCGCUAGAAAGCAUCAUCCGGCAACCCCCCGACCGGUGGAUGUCCAACGCCGGGAUGACCCACUAUCAAAGCUUGUUGCUGGACAGUGAACGGGUUUCUUUUGGAGCCCCGGUGGCUCUCAACCCGGCCACACUGUUGCCGGAGGAGCAUCCGGAAAACAGAGAAGUCCUUCAUUCCUGUCAUGACAUUCUGGCAGAAGAGACAGGGCCACGUAAGGGCCUCUGGGAUGAGCCGCUACCCAACCCACACUGCACCUGGUUUACCGAUGGGAGCAGCUGCAUCCAUGAAGGUAAAAGGGUCAACAUUUACACAGACAGCCGUUAUGCUUUUGCAACAGCCCACAUCCAUGGAGCCAUAUACCGCCAGAGAGGCUUGCUCACCUCCGCGGGAAAAGAAAUAAAAAACAAGCAGGAGAUUUUACAUCUCCUUGAGGCUAUUCACGUCCCCCAGGAGGUGGCCAUUAUUCAUUGCUCUGGGCACCAGAAGGGAACUUCCAAGGUGGCCCAGGGGAAUAAAAAAGCUGACUUUGAAGCAAAACAAGCGGCUCUAAGGUCAGGAACUCUGAUUCUUGCCGCCAGUCCCCCGGUGGCCUCACCGACAUUCCCCCACUACUCCUCAGAAGAGGAGGAGAGCCUAACAAAAAAACCUGCCAAGUUCUCUAAAGAUCAGCAGGGGGUCUAGAAGACUAGAGAGGGAAAAAUUGUCCUGCCCAAUGAAGCCGCCCAGGCAUACUUAAAGCAAUUGCAUCAUCUUACUCAUUUAGGAGCAAAGCAUCUACGCUCCAAUUGCCAGUCUACAAAAUACCACAUCCGGGGACUCAGUCGCUUAACUGAGGAAGUAGUUCACCAAUGCAAAGCUUGUCAACUAGUAAACUCUCACCCAUCCCAGGCUAGCCCCCGGCGGCGCCUAAGGGGAGAGCGUCCUGGGGACAAUUGGGAGAUAGAUUUCACAGAAGUAAAACCAACCCGGUAUGGAUACAAAUAUCUUCUAGUUUUUAUAGACACCUUUUCAGGAUGGGUAGAGGCUUUCCCCACAAAGAAGGAGACAGCAACAGGUGGCCAAACGAGUCCUGGAAGACAUCUUCCCCAGGUUCAGAAUCCCUAAGGUAAUUGGAUCUGAUAACGGCCCAGCCUUCAUUGCACAGGUAAGUCAGGGAAUGGCCAAGAUACUAGGGGUGGAUUAAAAAUUGCAUUGUGCCUACAGGCCCAAAAGCUCAGGUCAGGUAGAAAGAAUGAAUAGAACACUAAAAGAGGUCAUGACUAAAUCAUCCUUAGAGACUGGCGUGGCAGACUGGACAGUCCUCCUCCCCUUCGCCCUCUUCCGCGUUCGCAAUACGCCUGGCCCUCUAGGAAUAACACCGUUUAAAGUUUUGUUUGGGGCCCCACCACCUCCUCUCAUGUCUAAUCCAUGGUCCAUGCCACCUGACACUGAUGCUAAUGUUCCCCAUUCCCUACUCGCCAGGUUAAAAACCCUUGAAAUUGUUCACAGGGAGAAACAGGACAGCCAUUGAAUUCUUUGACCUUGUUUUUACUUAUGGUAACCUUGCUAUCGACGCCUACCCAGGCAGCUACCUAUUGGACUUAUAUACCAGACCCCCCUCUACUCCACCCGGUGGGCUGGGGGGAGCGUCAAGUUCCUGUCUAUGUCAGUGAUCCCAGGGCUCUGGGAGCACCCGCUAAUGAUCACAUCCAGCAUGCUAAGUUUAGACAGGCGAUUUUCUGGCUCUGCACCCUCUGAUUUGCCGCCGCCGCCCAAAAUACUUCCCUGUGAAAAGGAGCCGGUUGUUUCUACUCUGCACGUGCCCUGGAGACGUUGCCGUGAACCGACUGCGACUAAGAUUCCUAUUCUUGGGACGACUCAGAGCAUAUAUGAUUGGACCCCAGCGAAAACUGACAAUGGGUAUUUGGGAGACAAGGGUUUUGUUGAGGGGCUAUGGACAACUACUUCAAAGGUAUACCAGACUAGUAUCUGGAAACUUGUUGCAGGAACGGGUCAAUUCUCUGCAGAGAGUGUGGUGGACUCUACACCAAAAA